This is a messenger RNA of Daphnia carinata, 3909 nucleotides long. RefSeq names its product trafficking protein particle complex subunit 10-like (gene SIDL). The transcript is spliced from 20 exons. Gene Ontology annotation, cellular component: TRAPPII protein complex. The record is from RefSeq and is a predicted model, not a curated record. Bases 272 to 3808 code for a protein of 1178 amino acids. Lineage: Eukaryota; Metazoa; Arthropoda; Branchiopoda; Diplostraca; Daphniidae. Gene Ontology annotation, biological process: intra-Golgi vesicle-mediated transport; early endosome to Golgi transport.
UUCCUCCUCUUUUUCCUUAUAUUUCACAAAUAUUUUGAUAUAUCAAGAUCAGGACGCAUAUGUUUAUUUGGUUGUGGUAGUUAUUUAGGUUUCUCUUUCGAAGCAUUUCUAGAUAUCCACUCUUGUUCCACCUAGAAAGUUAUCUUAAAACGAUUGAAUAACAAUAAGUGCGAUGGUUUUUAGCUAGGCAGUUGGAUAGAUGAAAUGAAUCUCUGCAACAGCAACCUUAUGGUGUCCUAGUGUGUACUUCUACAAGUUUUGCUUACCUGUCAUGUGCAUCAUGUCUUCUAAAACACAACCAGUUAUUACUUAUUCUGGAGAUACCCAACUCUUCAGUACAUUGGAAUCUGCAGUGGUACAAGGUCUACCUCAAGAGACAGUUGAAUGGAAAAGAUCUUAUGGGCGCCCACCAAGAGCAGUCACUUUAAGUGCUUCUUUCCAGCCCUUUAGACCUGAAAAUGAUGGAUUCAAAGAACAGUCAAAAGGUUUUAAAAAACUAUCAGGAGCUGAGGUACUCCAUACAUAUUGGGUUGAAUGUCCAGAUGUUGAUACUUACAAAGCCAAUGUUCGAGAAAGCAUUCAAACUUGGUUCACUCAGAUAAAACAAGUGGAAUAUUCAGACUGGCUAAUAAUCCUUGUAGAGAACUCUGAUUCUAAGAAAAGUAAACAAAUUCUUCCUCGAACAACAGUGCUAGACAAAGUUAAAAAUGACUUUGGAGGGAAAACAACAGAAAGGUGUAUAGCGGUCAUAGAUCCAGUGAAGGGGGAAACCAAGUCAUCAGAAUCUUGGCAAACUUUUCUCUUCAGACUCAGGCAAGCGCUGAUGGCAGCAUUUAGUCGGACGCUGACCAAGUUUGAAGAGACGGUGCGUACUCAGCGAGAACGACGAAACGAGUUAAACUGGAACUUUUGUAACUAUUUUUUGCUUCAGGAAGAGCUUGCAUUUGCAUUUGAAAUGUUGGGGUUAUACGACGAAGCUUUAGUGCAGUAUGAUGAACUGGACGCUCUCUUCACGCAGUUUGUUCUAAACUCUGCUGUUGGUGAUGCACCGGGCUGGCUUUUGGCCUUUCAAGCAACUCCCAACAAUUGGUCCGGUGUAUGUCUCAAUCCGAAAACCCCUUUCAAUAUGGAAUUACGUCAAAAGAUACAAAACCACACAAUGUCUGUUAUCGACUUUCGCAAUUAUUUGUUUGCUAGGCAGUCAGCCCUUUUACUUAUUUCUUCCAAACCAGCUGAGGUUGCUCGGCGGUGUUUGUCAUAUGUUCAAAGUUACAUGUACGAACUGAAAUUACUCAAUGUCAGCACGGUCGAUGGUGCAAUUCCAACAUGGAUUCUACUGACCUGCCUUCAAGUUUUAUCGACUUGCCAAUCUCAUGUGGGGUCAUCUGGCAACCAGUCUAUGGAGUCUUUUGCACUACUAUGGAAUAUGGCUAAGGAUAAGCUAUAUGAAUUGGGGCGCAAGUGUGGUCUGCUUCCCGGUGCGUCUGUUGGAAGUGCCGAGUUGCACUGUGUUGUUACCCUUUCAUCGGGUAUCACGGACUAUGGGGAUGAAUCGGCUGUCCGCCCCACGCCUGUCGACAAGCUUAAAGAGGCUCUUUCCUCUAGCCAGGCAUUUACAAGACACUACUUGGAACUGAGUGAACUGGCGAUGGGAACCUUUAAGCAUUGUGGUCGUCUGCGAUCCGCUCGCUUGAUUGGCCGAGACCUGUCGCGUUUCUACCUUCAACUCGGUCAGCCUCAAAAGUCGGUCAGUUUCUUGCUCGAUUUGCUUCGGGGCUACCAAGAGGAGGAUUGGCCUCUAUUGAGAAUCGACACCCAUAUUGAGCUUGCUGAAGUCUUUCAGAAAAUCGGCGAUAAAGUCAGAUUCAUUGAAGCGUCUGCUAAUAUCGCAGCCUACCCAGCAUUGAAUGCUGAAACUCGUAUGAAGUAUUUCAACUAUUUACUUAAAUCUGCUCAAGAUGAGUUCCGGUCCAUCAAUUGCUCUUCCAUGAUGGAUUUGGUCGAUAUACGCAUUCACUUCGAUACAAGCCUGGAGGAACCUUGCUCGGUUUUAUGCGACUCAAUAGUACGUGCCGAAGUGGAAGUGGUUAACCAUUUCCCUGGCCCUGUAAAAUGCAAUGAAAUUACCGUAACAGUCAAAGCGGUUAAGAAUGCUAAUGACGACAGCAAGCAAUCAAAAGCUGCUGGGAAAAAAUCUGCGGCGGAAAAGUCACUUGACACAAAGGGGAUCGAAAAGUUGGGUGUUUCUGCUUUAGCCACGAAGGCAAACACUUCGUCAUCGGAUUUUAUUCCGAUUAAGGAACAACUUCAUCUUAAGCAAGAUGGCAGUCUAAGUUCGGUUGCACUUGUGUGCCCAAGUGCCCAACAGCUCCUGGGACGUAAGGUGAGCCAUGGGCUUUUACCAACCGAACUUUCAGUCAUCAAGGAAGAAUACACGCACAAACUGAGUGUUCAGGAUGUCAAUAUUGUGCCCGGUGUCAACCGAUUGACCCUGCAAAUGAAGGCUGAUCAUGCUGGCACCUAUGUUCUUAGUCAAUUUGUGGCUUGCAGUCAACGGUUAGAGUUCAUUCAGAACGUGAGUUGCCCUAAAGUCAGUAUUACCGUCGUUGAAGUGAUGCCAUCGGUCACGGCCGUCAAAACUCGGGAUGAUCUUCUUGCCGGAACCGAUCAAGAGGUUGAACUAGUUGUUCGCACAGGCAGCACGGCAUUCCAAAACGAGAAAACUCUUCGAUUGUGUUCUUCAAGGGGGCUGAUGAUCAACCUGCCCAAAACGGAUAGUCUUUUCCAGCGCGAACUUGAUCUUGUUUUGCCUCCGAUGGCCGCUUUUGAAACGGUUUCGUAUCCGUUAAAAAUUAGGGCAGACCUGGGUUUCACCGCAUCAAAAGAUGCAACUUUUGUCGAACACAAGCUGUCCGUGCAUUGUCCGUGGCUUUCGAAAAUUCCGCCUCUAUUGGACUUACCAUUGAACGUAUACGCUCCUUUCACCGUUCAGUACAAACUCCAUACCGCUUACACCAAAAAGUUUGUCAAUAUCCACGUCCAAGGAUUGACUCCAUCAAGCCGGGCCUUCGAGUUUCAAAACCCGAAUGUACUUUUGCCUGAUACAACGUAUAAAAAUCCCGCUCUCUCCAAGUUGGAAUGGAGGAAUCUCAAUAGCAGCUCUCAAACACUAAAAAUAUCUCAGGACCAGCCGGCGAAUUACUUGUGGGAGUUGUGCGGUGCUCCUGCACAGUAUGAUAUGCCAUUAUUGAAGGCGGAGUUCUCGGUUGAUUACCGUCUCGUUGGCACCUCAGAUUGGAAAAGGUUUUCCUUCAACUUUGACAUUGCCGACUAUGCUACCUUAUUUACGGUACGUUCGCGUGUUGAUCCAGUAAAGGGAAAUGAUUUCCUGAGGGCUGGUUCUCUCUGCCACAUGACAUUGACAGUAAGUGAUGUGUUACAACAGACUUCAUCGACAGCAGCAUUGAUGUACGAAGUGCUAGCGGAUCAAGCUUUGUGGGCAGUCUGUGGGCGGACUGCAGGUGUCUUUUCCAUGGAAGGAUCAUCAAAACAUUCCGUGACGCUAGAUGUGAUGCCACUCGUUUGCGGCUUCCUACCUCUUCCGGCUGUUAGACUGUCAAGAUACAUUCCGGCCGAGCAGAAACCCAAAGAAACCAACCGGAAGGUUGACUUAGCCGCCGCUACGCUGCCUCGUCUAGAGCCAUUCAGCGCUGGGCAAGUUUAUAACUGGAGUAAGGCUCAACAAGUUCAUGUACUAGCGGCACCUUCUAAUAAUGGUCCGACGAGCCUUGAUAAUUCUACAUCUUGAAUGCGAUUUUCUGCUGUUAUUGAGACGUCAAGUCCCAAGUCAUUUUGGGUAUCUGUAUGCAUUACAUCAAUUAAGUGUAAAAUACAAAAUUUAUUAGUAAA